This is a messenger RNA of Chiroxiphia lanceolata (lance-tailed manakin), 948 nucleotides long. RefSeq names its product interleukin 12B (gene IL12B). NCBI's taxonomy places the organism in Eukaryota, Metazoa, Chordata, Aves, Passeriformes, Pipridae. The transcript is spliced from 6 exons. The record is from RefSeq and is a predicted model, not a curated record. The coding region runs from base 1 to 948 and encodes 315 amino acids. Gene Ontology annotation, cellular component: external side of plasma membrane. Gene Ontology annotation, molecular function: cytokine receptor activity; protein binding. Gene Ontology annotation, biological process: cytokine-mediated signaling pathway; immunoglobulin mediated immune response.
AUGACUCACCUGCUCUGUACCUUACUUUCACUGUUUUCCUUUGCUGCCCUACUGGAAGCUGUGCAGUGGAAACUUCAGGAAAAUGUGUAUGUCAUAGAAUCUGAGUGGAAUGCUGAGACACCAGCUACGAGAGUGGAGCUCACCUGUAACUCACCUAAUGAAGCAGUUUACUGGAAAAAGGACUCUGAAUGGAAAGGAAAAGGAAAGACACUGAUUGCUGAAGUGAAGGAGUUCCCAGAUGCUGGAAACUACACCUGUCUGGCAGAGAAUACCCAUGAAAUCCUCAGCUAUAAUUUCUUCCUCAUAAGCAAAAUUGACUCCAGUGGGCAAAUGAUAAGGUCGAUUCUGAAAAGCUUUAAAGAGCCAAAGCGGACAUUUUUAAAAUGUGAGGCAAAGAACUACUCUGGAAUUUUCAUGUGUUCAUGGAUGACAGAAAAUGAGAAUCCAAAUGUGAAGUUCACCAUCAAAAGUCUAAAAGGCCCUCAGGGAGAUGUGACCUGCAGCAGCCCCGUGGCUCACACCGAUGGAUCAGUGACCAAAUACACGUCCCAGUGCCGCAAAGAAAACUACUGUCCCUUUGCUGAAGAGCACCAGCCCAUUGACAUGUUCCUGGAGGUCAUCGAUGAGGUGGAAUAUGAGAACUACACCAGUAGCUUCUUCAUCAGAGAUAUCGUAAAACCUGACCCACCCCAAUGUCAGUAUGUGGCCACAAAUGGAAUGGUGACCUGGGAAUAUCCCAAAACAUGGAGCACCCCGAAGUCCUACUUCCCUUUGACUUUUAAGGUCAAAGUUAAAAGCGCGAAGAAACGCAAAACCCAGGUCAUCUAUGAUACUGAUGAACAGUCAUUCCACCUUCCAAACACUGGGCCAAAGGAUGAGAUUUCCGUGCAGGCCAGGGAUCGUUAUUACCACUCAUCCUGGAGUGACUGGUCUUCACUCUGCAGGUAA